Messenger RNA from Daphnia magna, 1554 nucleotides. RefSeq lists its product as uncharacterized. The record is from RefSeq and is a predicted model, not a curated record. NCBI's taxonomy places the organism in Eukaryota, Metazoa, Arthropoda, Branchiopoda, Diplostraca, Daphniidae.
AUGUUGAACGAAGGCUCUUCGUCCGACUCAACCAAGUCUACGAAUCUAGGCAAAUGGGUGGUGACAGGUUUGGGCGAAGCUCGAGCGAAAACAGCAAGAGAGAUUUACAAGCCCAAGAUGAUGAAACUGUCCAGUUUGCUGACAAACCCGUCACUAGAUGAAGCUUUCUACAUUCGCCUCAAAGCAGUGAAGUCAUCAUCCGCGACCAAGGCCAACAUCGACCCGAUAGAAAAGAUUUACCGGAAUCAAACCUUCAAGAUUUUGGACCUCGUGAAGCCACUUCUUUUCAUGGCGAGCCGCGUAAGGAAAAGGAAGACCAAGUUCGAUAAGCGAGCAAUUCGUACAGCCCUCAAGCUCUGGGCCGUUAUCUACCACGACAUCAGCGCCCGGCGUCGCAAUAUCCUGAGCCAGAUCUACCCCCAGAACAUCGGCCUUCUAGACACCUCCAUCCUGCUGACGGGCGGAGAACACCUCUUCGGCCGGAAAUUCACGCAGUCCUUGGUGGAGCAAGUAAAGACCCUGAAUGCCCUCGAGGGCACCGCAGGGAGAUCGGCUCCAAGAGAACGCAACAGCAGCUACCAGCAACCCGGGCGUAGCAACAGCCAGCCGGCAUCAUCAGGGGUUCAUCGGAAUAAUAAUCAGGCGAACCACUAUGUCACAACUCUUCUAGCCUUUAAUAACUCUUUUGGAGGUCGCAUCGCCCGUUUCGGGGCUGAAUGGGAAAAAUUGACACUAGACCCAUGGGUCUUGUCAACAGUUGGUGAAGGUUUCCGAUUAGAAUUUUUGUCUGAGCCCUUUCAAAGCUCGGUCCAGCCGAACACCUCGAUGGAUCCCCAUCAACAAGCGUGCUGUGAGAAGGAGGUGGCUUCUCUCCUGGAGAAAGGAGCCGUGGUCAAAGCUCAGGACGGAAGCUUCAUUAGCAGUAUCUUUUUGAUCGCCAAGAGAUUGGAAGUCCAGCAAAAGUUCAAGAUAGAAGGGAUAUCUACCAUUAGGCAUACAGUUCAAGAGGGGGACUGGCUGGCAAAAUUAGACCUCAAGGACGCCUACCUGACAGUCCCUAUUUUUGAAGGGAAUCGGCAGUUUUUCCGUUUCACGUGGGGGCGUGAUUUGAGCGAAUUUGUUUCCCUCCCCUUCGGUCUCAGUCUAGCUCCGUGGGCAUUUACCAAACUUCUUCGGGUGGCGGUAGCUUUCCUUCGUAAGCGCGGCAUCCGUGUUGUCAUCUAUUUGGACGAUAUUCUAGUAGUAGCCCACUCCCAUGCCGACGCUAGAUUGGCUGUCCGGCAAGUCAAGUCGCUUCUGGAGUCGCUAGAUUUUGUAAUCAGUACAGAGAAAUUAGUUGAAGAGCCGGUUCAAUCAUUGGAGUUUAACUUAGGACCCAUCGAUAGUUCUGGCCCACUUCGAUUCGACAGCAGCCUCCACGCCUUUGCUCAUUCAUCUAUCUCGCGAGACAGCAACCCUGGCACUCACAUCCCUUUCCAGAUACGCAGAGCUGGCUUCUAUCGAGCUGUCAUCCAUAGACUUCUCAGAAGGGCGAGCCUCCUUCUCUUUAGAUAA